Molecule: messenger RNA, 576 nt
Organism: Saprolegnia diclina VS20
Lineage: Eukaryota; Oomycota; Saprolegniomycetes; Saprolegniales; Saprolegniaceae
Product: ribonuclease HI
Exons: 1
Coding region: 72-533 (153 amino acids)
Molecular function (GO): nucleic acid binding; RNA-DNA hybrid ribonuclease activity
Source: RefSeq, a predicted model, not a curated record
UGCCGUUUGAAAAUAGGAUACAUCCUGAUAUAGGACAUUGCUCUUGCGGCCUGCCAUUAUUUUGGAUCAAAAUGCUCGCACGUCGGGUCUUGAAGUGGCACGGCGUCCGUCACCUGCACAUUGUCUUCUCGGACGGCGCGAGCCGUGGGAACCCGGGCGUUGGCGGCUGUGGCGCGGUCCUCGUCGAUAGUUCCGGCGCUGUCGUCGCGACGGCCAAACAAUACUUGGGCGAGAACAUCACCAACAACGCGGCCGAGUACCACGGGCUCCUCCUCGCCUUGGAUUUGGCCAAAGAACAUGCGAUCGAGAGCGUUGAAGUGCAAAUGGACUCGGAGCUCGUGACCAAGCAAAUGCUCGGCGUGUACCGCGUCAAGCACCCGGUGCUGCAAACGCUGCACACGCAGGCCAAGGCCAAGGCCAAGGCGCUGCCGCACGUGACGUACCGUGCGAUUCCGCGCGCCGCCAACGCGGUCGCCGACCAGCUCGCCAACGACGCCAUCGAUAGUACGCGGCCGUCACAAACACAGCUUUAAACACAUACAAAGACGUUUACAUUUCGUCUUCCUCCAAAAGCAU